Molecule: messenger RNA, 1286 nt
Organism: Durusdinium trenchii
Lineage: Eukaryota; Dinophyceae; Suessiales; Symbiodiniaceae
Source: the annotation of a GenBank genome assembly
AGAGCUUGGGAUUUGGGUUCAAGCCACAACCUUGUUGCACACUGCAAAAAGCAUGGUGCGGCGAGAGGCAGUUGCGCCAAGAGAGAAGCACUCGGGAACAGUACGGUUGGAGGCAUUCAAGCAAACUCGCUUGUGCAAGUUUCACAUUGCUGGAAACUGCAUUCGAGGAACUUCCUGCAAUUUCGCUCACAGCGUUGAGCAGAUCCGCCACCAGCCAGAUUUUUCGAAGACCCGCCUUUGUGCCGAUUUCAUGGAGUCCAGGUGGUGCAGAGAUGGUGACUAUUGCAAAUUUGCCCAUGGUGAGCAUGAGCUCCGACCCCAUCCCGCAUCCAAGACAAAAGAGCAGGAGACGAAACAAUCGGAAGUUAUCCAACCUUGCAAGAGCCCACAAGUGGCCACGGCCACGCCGGAGUUGCAAACUUCCAAGUCUCCAAAGCACGUGUUGAAGUCUUCAACGUGGUUUGAUGAGGGCUGCACUUGGCUUGGGUCAGAGGCAAUUCCCAUGUUCCCAUGGUAUGCGUACGUCGAAUAUCAGUUUCCCGACGACCUUGGGUGGGACACGAACAGCCAAUUCAGUGGAGAAUGGAAUGAAUGGAAUGACUGGAAUGAAUGGAACGAAUGGAAUGAAUGGAAUGGAUGGCAUGAACGGAACCCAGCCUCAAGCAACAACAGCACGACGUGCACAGAGAGCCCACUUCAGGGUCCCAUCGCAAAUCCUACAGUGCCUGACGGGAACCUGAUCUUUGAUCUCGGCGGGAACUGUGCACCAUUUCAGUCUGAGGUUCGAGUGAAAAACACCUUUUUGCACAUUGAUGUCACGGAUAGUGAGGAUGAGGAUGGGCCUUACACAUCACCUUCGCUCCGAAGAUCUCCCAGUGCUCCGAGCAGGUUGGUGAUGCUUGGUGAAGACUAACCACUUCGGAAGAGAUGCAUUUUUGAGCGGCUUUCCAGCCUCUUUGGCCAUGCUCCUCCAGAGCAUAGUUUGCAAAUUGUUCCAGUGCCUGGACGGACUGCGUUUGAUUACAGGAAUCUCCUAUGCCAUCAGUCUGCCAGUCGCAUCGGAGCAGUGUAAUGUACAUAGAAAUUCAUGGAAAGUCCCAACCUUCCUGCUUAGACCGUGCACAAGUCGCAGGUCACAGCUGCCUCACAUUAGUUUGCAACACACCUAGCAGAGAGCAGGAAGCACACGGUCGAGACCUUUUAGAGUGGUUGCAUUGCUUGAGCAGUUUCUGUGCUUGAGCAUUGCCGUGCUCAUACGUAGUUCCCCGCACUGUUCCGCGCAAUUU